CAUGACAAAUGACCAUGACAACAAUGAUAACGACGACGAUGACGACGAUGACCACCACCACAACGAUGACGAAAAUGAGCAUGACCAUGGCAAACGACCACGACGACGACAAUGAUAACGACAACGAUGAUGAGGAUGAGCACCACCACGACAAUGACAAAAAUGACCAUGACCAUGAUCAUGACAACGAAGACGAUGACAAUGGUGAAAACCACCAUGACCAUGACAACGAAGACGAUGACAAUGGUGAAAACCACCAUGACCAUGACAACGAAGACGAUGACAAUGGUGAAAACGAUGACCAUGACCAUGGCAAACGACCACGACGACGACAAUGAUGACGAAGAUGACCACCAC
Messenger RNA from Lonchura striata (white-rumped munia), 357 nucleotides. NCBI's taxonomy places the organism in Eukaryota, Metazoa, Chordata, Aves, Passeriformes, Estrildidae. The record is from RefSeq and is a predicted model, not a curated record.